CUGCAAAACGGUGCCGUUUUUCUUGUUGAAGGAGCUCAUGCCACUGCCAGACGCCUAGGCUUACUAUCAAUAGCGAUCCAGGUCGGAACUUAGCGUAAAUAUUUCUGCGCUCUUUUCCAACUUCGACUUCAAGUCGUGGUAUUCGUUCAGAAACACCUAGGCCAAGUCACUGCCCUAAGUCCCUAAACCAUGAGUCGAGGAAGUGGAGGGGGAUACGAUCGUCAUAUUACUAUCUUCUCACCCGAAGGUCGUCUCUUUCAAGUGGAGUAUGCUUUUAAGGCUGUUAAAUCUGUGGGGAUCACCUCAAUUGGCGUCCGAGGGAAGGAUUCCGUAUGUGUUGUUACCCAGAAAAAGGUUCCGGACAAGCUCUUGGACCAGACGAGUGUUACACAUCUAUUUCCCAUCACAGAGUACCUCGGUUUAUUGGCAACUGGGAUAACAGCUGAUGCUAGGACGUUGGUUCAACAAGCAAGGAAUGAAGCUGCUGAGUUUCGCUUUACAUAUGGAUAUGAGAUGCCUGUUGAUGUGUUGUCCAAAUGGAUUGCUGACAAGUCACAGAUCUACACUCAGCAUGCUUACAUGAGACCGCUUGGAGUAGUUGCUAUGGUCGUGGGUAUUGAUGAAGAAUAUGGACCCCGACUUUAUAAAUGUGAUCCAGCUGGUCAUUACUUCGGUCACAAGGCCACGAGUGCUGGAUUAAAGGAGCAAGAGGCAAUUAAUUUCCUGGAGAAAAAGAUGAAGAAUGAUCCUUCAUUUACCUAUGAAGAGACAGUGCAGACUGCUAUAUCUGCACUGCAAUCUGUUCUUCAGGAGGAUUUUAAGGCCACUGAGAUUGAGGUGGGAGUAGUGCAAAAGGAAAAUCCAAAAUUUAGGGUUUUAUCCACCGAGGAGAUCGAUGAACAUCUGACUGCUAUUAGUGAGCGUGAUUGAUUUCCAAGCAAUCUUGAUGUGGAACAAUUUUCAUCUGUUAUCUUGUAUUUGCUUAAAUUUUAGCUAUCAAGGUUCCAUGUUGCCCAAGCAGCUUGAUGUCACUACAAGUUUCAUCUGUUACUACGAAGAGGACGAAGUGAAGAUGCCAUGGAUUUUUCUGUGUUCUACUUUGAUCCUUCAAAUAUAUUUAAUAUUCUAUACUAAUUCUACAGGUAUUUCGGUCAGAAAUUUCAGCAUGUGUUCGUCAACAUUAUGUUUGUCUAUUUUAACAAGAGAUAAACACAACGUGAUAUUUGAGAA
Messenger RNA from Neltuma alba, 1230 nucleotides. Its product is annotated as proteasome subunit alpha type-6-like. The record is from RefSeq and is a predicted model, not a curated record. Gene Ontology annotation, cellular component: proteasome core complex; proteasome core complex, alpha-subunit complex. The transcript has 9 exons. Bases 190 to 930 code for a protein of 246 amino acids. Gene Ontology annotation, biological process: ubiquitin-dependent protein catabolic process. NCBI's taxonomy places the organism in Eukaryota, Viridiplantae, Streptophyta, Magnoliopsida, Fabales, Fabaceae.